Molecule: messenger RNA, 1134 nt
Organism: Adineta steineri
Lineage: Eukaryota; Metazoa; Rotifera; Eurotatoria; Adinetida; Adinetidae
Source: the annotation of a GenBank genome assembly
AUGUUGGUUAAUAUUCUCUUUAAUCUUUUACUUUUUAUUGUUAUUGUUAAUUCUAUUAAAAUUCCAUUUAUUAAUAAUACUAUUCUUAAACCAACAUUCAGUUCCAAUAGUAUAAUCAUUCAAAAUCAUACAUGUAAACAAUGUUUAUGUAUGUUAAAUUCAUCGUAUAUUGCUUUGAAUUGUUUUCCAAAUAAUACAUGUCAAUUCUUUUAUACUUUUCCAAAUACUUAUCAAAUUCAAACGAUACCAACAGCUCGAUUAUAUUUUCCCAAACAAAUCUAUCCCAAUGCAAGUCAAUGUUGUAUGCCUGAUACUCAGUCAUUGUUAAAUAAAUUAAAUACAGCCAUUCCAACUUAUGCUAGUGUGCCGAGUCCUCGUUGUCUUAUUUUAGACAAUCAUGGUUAUCUAGUAACAGUCUCACAAACAAAUAAUUCUCUUGUUCGUUUUUAUUCAACAAAUUUAACAAUUGUUAGUCAGCCUCCAUCGCCCAACUUUCCCGAUUCUCCAUUAAAUCUAGCUUUUUAUAAUGACGCUUACUAUGUUGGAUUCGAAUACUUUAUUCUGGUGAUUGAUAGUAACAAUUUUACAUUACUGCAUAAUAUCACAACAUCUUCAUUAAGUGGAACACGUGAUAUGAUAUUUCUUAAUAAUGGGCAAAUGAUGGUAGUUGCUUCAACUGAUAAUGCAUUUCUUCUAUUCUUCAAUCGAUCAAAUAUUGUAUCAACAAAUUAUACUUUUGUUUAUCAACAAUCUGUUAGUUAUACAAAUCCACAUGGAUUAUGGUAUAUAAAUGAUACUAGUUUUUAUGUAACAUCAUGGGGUAAUAAUGCAAUUUAUUCAUAUUCUGCUAAAAAAAAUAGCACAUUGUGGACUGAAAAACUUCUUCUUAACGCGGGACCAAUAGCUCCAUCACCCUAUGGUAGUCAUUUAACAAUCGAUGGAUGUAAGCGUUAUUGGUUCUCAUUAGGCACAUAUGAUGUACUGAUUUUUGAUAGUUACGGAUUAUUCCUUGGGAAUAUUACUCAAACAAAUUAUACUGUUUUUCAUGCAAUAAUUGCAAAUAAUUAUGUCGUUUAUUUAUCAGACAAUCAAUUCAAUCGAAUUAUUCGUAUCGAUCCAAAUAUUCAAUGUUAA